This is a messenger RNA of Lycium barbarum (goji berry), 742 nucleotides long. Its product is annotated as ACT domain-containing protein ACR4-like. The record is from RefSeq and is a predicted model, not a curated record. The transcript is spliced from 3 exons. NCBI's taxonomy places the organism in Eukaryota, Viridiplantae, Streptophyta, Magnoliopsida, Solanales, Solanaceae. Bases 58 to 363 code for a protein of 101 amino acids.
UUCUUUUUUCCAUUGUGUGUGUAUCUGAGUUUUUUUUCCUAGUACACAGAAGCUACAAUGAGCUAUUCCCAAAACAUAAUGGAUGAUGAGUAUGAGAAAUUUAUUAGAAGAAUGAAUCCACCAAGAGUUGUAAUUGACAAUGAAUCUUGCAAAAAUGCCACUGUUAUACAGGUGGAUAGUGCUAACAAACAUGGAAUACUUCUUGAGGUGGUACAAGUUCUUACUGAUCUUAACUUUGUCAUACCAAGGCUUAUAUUUGCUCCGAUGGUGGAUGGUUCAUAUAUGGAUGGUAAGGACAUUUUCCUUUUCGUCUCGUUCGAUCUAGCGUUUUUUUCGGUCGAUUUUUGCCAUGUUUUUUGGUAGUCGUGCCAACAAGGUUAUUGAAGUUAGUGAAGGAAGGAAAACCAUAUUUGGCAGUGAUAUUGUUGCAGUUUGGAUUGUAAGAAUUUUUAUUAUUCUUAUGUGUGACCCAAUUAAUGUAAAGCUCAUAACUAAUAUUUAAUGAAGAAUAAAUCUCGUUCGUUAGAUCGGUUACUUGAUGGACGUACCGGAUUAAGUCUCAACUCCUAUAAAUUGGUCCUCCCUCCACCCAUUAGGGUUACCACUUAUUCUAUAUACUUUUUCCAUCAUUGACGGCUGUGGUAACGUAAGGCUAGGGCAAGGAGGUAGAAACCAAUUUCAAACUUACGCUUCCGCUCUCAUCUGCGAUAAUGUCUUCCGCAUCAGGUAUGUUUUCCGUAUU